Molecule: messenger RNA, 2057 nt
Organism: Polychytrium aggregatum
Lineage: Eukaryota; Fungi; Chytridiomycota; Chytridiomycetes; Polychytriales
Exons: 4
Coding region: 1-1944 (647 amino acids)
Biological process (GO): negative regulation of septation initiation signaling; mitotic spindle assembly checkpoint signaling; ubiquitin-dependent protein catabolic process
Cellular component (GO): cytosol; mitotic spindle pole body; ubiquitin ligase complex
Molecular function (GO): ubiquitin protein ligase activity; protein binding
Source: RefSeq, a predicted model, not a curated record
AUGUCGACCGAGACGUUCGUCCACGUCAGCUUCGAGAGCCAUCUGGCCGAUCAGCAGCGCAAGACACCGCCUUGCUUCUUUGAGCCUUUCACGCUGCUCCUACAUGAGGGCAGCACGAUUUCGUUUGGCCGCCAGGUCAAGUCGCAUCAGCAGCCCCAGACCAACAGAGCCACUCCGGGCGAGAAUCUAGGCCCAGUCCCGCCGGUUUUGCAUGCUGAGGUCGGGGCACUGCCCAGAAACGCCUUCGAGCAGCAGCACCAACACCAGCAGUAUCAGAGUCAGCACCAGCAACAGUCGGCCAAUGCUGCGACAACCGGCCCUGGCAUCCUCCGCGACGACUUGCAGGACACGGCCCAAAAUCAAAAUGCGGCUUCGUUCUCGGCCCUGGCUCUAUUCACGGCUCCGGCCAUCAGUGCGUCGUCGGUUGUAUCGGCUCUCUGGGGUAACUUUGCCGACCCCAAGGGCCCCGAGGCCCUGUCGCCUCAGGUCGGCGCUACCAGAGCCGGAGACAGCAGUGCUCGUCCAGACCCAAGCGUCGACCGCACCCAGCGGCUCCCGAUAACCACAGCAAACAAACCCCGCACAAGCACAGCCGAUCAGCCCGCUGGGAAGCAUAGGGUCUGGUUCAAGAGCAAGGUCGUGAGCCGAACGCAUGCCGAGAUGUGGAUCAAGGCCGGACAGUAUGCAUCGAUGCUGCUGCCACCAUCUGCAUCGACACCUUCGCGGAUGUCGCCGAUCAAAGCCGUCGCGACGAUCGCCGCCCACGUCAUUAAUGAUCUGGGCUCCGCCAUCUAUGAUCGACACAAGAUCUAUUUGAAAGACGUUGGAAGCUCCUCCGGCACCUUUCUGAACCGCCUGCGGCUCUCGCCGACGAGCAAGAUCAGCCGGCCUUAUCCGAUCCGCGACGGCGACUUGAUCCAGUUCGGCGUGGACUAUCAGGGACGGAACGAAGAUGUAUACAAGUCUGUGCUCAUGAAGGUCAGCAUCCGUAGCCAGAAUGGCAGUCCGCUCGGCAGACUGGACCACCCGAUCAACCGCUUCCGCGUUGCUCUCGGGGCUCUGCUGGCCGCGACCAACCCCUAUGCCGACACCAAAGCCGAUACAGCCAAGGCAGAAGCACCUCCGGUCCUCGCGCAGCAGACACACAUGGACUGCUGCAUCUGUCUCGGCGGCAUCGGCCCCUUCCAGGCGCUGUUCCUGGGCCCCUGCUCGCACUGCUUCCACUAUAAGUGCAUCCGAGUGCUGCUUGCUGAAAACGAGGCUAUGUUUCCGUGCCCUGUCUGUCGACAGGUGGCCAACUUGGACGCAAGCGUAUCGAUGGAGAGCCUGUGCGGUCUAGCGGACGGCAGCGAUCUUGACGAAGGGCUCGCCAGCAGCAGCCAACUCAGCCGCGACAAAAGCCAGGAGCCAGAGACUAGCAUGGACGGCCACGAUGGCCAGAUGGGAGCCGCCAGAGUCAACAUCCUGGACGAAGGACUGCUGGACUCUCAGCAGGAUCCCCUGACCCAGUUCUACACUGACGCUCGGCCUUCGCUACCGCUUACCAGACCAAGCAUGUCCUCGGCCUGGACUCGGUCACCAGUCGCGCAAGUGGCUUCUGGCGACGCCCAGGCACCCCGGUGCGAAUACGCAGGAUACCACGAAUCAGAUCCUAUGGGACAUCCGAGACCGAUUUCGAUUUCGAACCAGGGCUGCCCCUCGGAGCGCAAGCAGCCGCCAGGCAUCCGAAACCCGUCCGACUGGAGAAGCCAGUCGAGCCGAUACUCGGACGCAGACGAGGGGCUUUGGGCUCCCGAGGCAGCCGGCCAACCGGGCCACGAUGGGGAACCGUUCUUGGGCUCGGACGAGUACGGGGAAUGCGACCUGAGCCAGACGGAUUUCGGAUCGACGCACAAUCUCGCUGGCGGCCCCUCUCGCCCAGCACACAAAUUCAGCAUUCUCUAGCGCGCGUGAAGAUGUCAUCGCCUGGAUAUAUCUGUGUGUGUGUCUGGAUGGACUGCUUGCUGAUGUGCGAUGAAUACACUGCGUUGACACAAGCCCGUGCCCAAACAUCGAGU